Macrosiphum euphorbiae (potato aphid) is the source of this 996-nucleotide messenger RNA. The record is from the annotation of a GenBank genome assembly. NCBI's taxonomy places the organism in Eukaryota, Metazoa, Arthropoda, Insecta, Hemiptera, Aphididae.
AUGUGUGACGGUUCGAAUUUGGUUUUGUGCUACAACCGUGGAUGCGCUGAGCAAUUCGACCAAACCAAUAAUACUGAAGAUUCUUGCGUAUAUCAUCCAGGUAACCCUAUUUUUCAUAACGCCUACAAGGGAUGGUCUUGCUGUAAAAAAGGAUCUACUGAUUUUACUGAAUUUCUUAAUAUAAAGGGCUGCACAAAGGGUUACCACAGCGGUAAAAUGCCAAAAGAGCCCGAAAAGCUUGAUGUCAUUGCAUAUCAAGCCCCAAAACCUGUUUUGUUACCGAGACCGUCAGCUAAUUUGCCAUUGGUAAAUAUUAAACCGACCAUAUCCUUUACUUACUUACAACAAAGAACGUCUACUUCUAUAAACAAUUCCAAUGGAAGCGAUACAAAUAGUUUAAUUGAUGUUUCAAUUGGUACUAUGUGUAAAAAACAUGGAUGCAAACAGGCCUAUGAAGGUGCUGGAAAAGGGAAUAUUAUUUGUGACCAUCAUCCUGGUACACCUAUAUUCCAUGAGGGUAUGAAAUAUUGGUCCUGUUGUAAUAAAAAGACGUCAGAUUUCCAUGCAUUUCUGGAACAAGUUGGGUGUUUUCAAGGAAAACAUUGUUGGAUUAAUGAAACUAAAAUUCAAGAACAUACUAAUUGCCGUUUAGACUGGCAUCAGAAUGGACCCUGGGUUGUAAUAUCUAUCUUUGCCAAGAAAUAUGACCCAAACAAUUCUUUUGUGAAAUUGUCUCCAGUAAAACUGUCCGUGGAACUAUACUUCCCUUUUCAAAAGUCUGUGUUUUCUAAAAACAUGGAACUUCAUGGGAUUGUCGACGUUGAUGCAAGUUGUGUGUCAAUGUCGCCUUUAAAAGUUGAAAUAAAACUUAAAAAAGCAGAAGCAGUGUCAUGGGCUGUAUUGGAAUAUCGAAAGCGUAAACUUUCAAAUGGUACAAAACAAACUUUAAAUUCAGGAACAAAUGACAAACAUAAAAAAUUUAAAUGUCUGUGUUAA